AUGUUGGAUCCGGUAACAGCCAUCGGUCUUGCGUCAUCUAUUGUCGCCUUCGUUGACUUCAGUGCAAAGCUCGUAAAAGGGUCGAUCGAGAUCUAUCAGGCUAGUGAUGGCACCCUAACAGAGAACCGCAACAGUCAGGCGGUCGCGGGCGCAAUGGAAAGAUUCGCCGCUCGGCUCGUGAUUGAGCAACCCUCACAGCUAUUCGGUGAAGAAAAAGAACUCGUUGAUCUCGCAAAAAACUGCCAUGUUGUCUGCUUGGAGCUACUCAAUUUGUUGGGGCGAAUCAAGCCGAAGGACUUGUCUUCCAAAAGGCAGAGCCUAUGGGCAGCAUUGAAGAACAGAUUUCACGAGGGCGAGCGGAAAGAGCUCGAAAACAGACUCGAUACUUAUCGCCGCCAGCUGGAGCUUCACAUGAACUUCAAAACCAUGAUCUCCGUUGACAAGCUUUCUCAGUACGUUGCAGAGCAUAGCGAGAGUCUAAAUCCACUAAAGGCUACUGUAUCGGAGCUAUCAGCGAUUAGCAUCGAUACCCAUGAGUCAAUCCGUCAGUUAUUGAACACACAAAAAGCAGUGCUCCAUGCUAGUAUUACCAAACAAAUUUUGAAAAGCCUAAAGCACGACGACAUGGAUAAAAGGCAUGACAUGAUAGAAGACGCUCAUGAGAAGACGUUUCAGUGGAUUUUUGAUAUCGACGACGGAGCCGCUCGGAAUGACCAGGCAGGGUCUUUUUCUCCUGCUCCGGACGGUUGGGAUAGCGUUGACACACUUGGCUCUAAUGAUUCAGAUGCUUCUAGGACAAAUGAGGAAAUACAGAUGCGACAGGAAUCACGAGAAAAGUUCCUUACGUGGCUUUCAGCUGGAACAGGAAUCUUUCACAUAUCAGGGAAGAUGGGCUGCGGCAAAUCGACCCUGAUGAAAUUCUUAAGUCAUCACCCGGGAACACGAACACGACUGGAUGAGUGGGCGAGUGGAAAUCAGCUUGUGUUAGCAAGCUUCUUCUUUUGGCGACCAGGCUCAGACGAUCAAAAAUCACUGGACGGUUUAUACCGUUCCCUGCUGCACAGUGUGCUCAAACACCAUCAUGACUUGAUACCCAGAAUUUUCCCUAGAGCAUGGAGAGAAGCGAAAGAAAGAUCUUGGACAACACAGACGGAACUAACCCUCUUAGGAGAUGAUAUCAGUGAAGCGUUCGACCUUCUUGUUCGUAGCGAGAACGUAUGCGCCGACUACAGUUUCUGCUUCUUUGUGGACGGCUUGGACGAAUAUCAAAUCAGAACACAAGCCGACCAUAUGGACCUCGUCGAACGGCUGCAUAGCUGGACUACCGCCUUCCCUUCGAAUGUUAAGCUUUGUGUUUCAAGCCGAGAGGAGCAUCCUUUCAUGGAAUCGUUUGCAGAAGCCCAGAGACUACGGCUUCACACUUUAACACAAUACGAUAUCAUGGCAUAUAUUCUGGACAGGCUUCCCAGUUCUGAAACCCCAAGGCUCAGGCCGGCGUUGGCGAAGUACAUUAUCAAAAAGGCUAGCGGCGUCUUCUUUUGGGUAGCACUCGUCGUCAGAAACGUUCGUGGUCAGUGGUACUUCGAGCUCAAGCCUGCUAGGCUCCGCAAAAUUGUCCGUGAAUUUCCGAGCGAAUUGGACGACCUUUACCGACAUAUACUAAAGAAACUCCACAAAAGCAGUCGCAAAAUGGCAUAUCAGACACUCGCUAUGCUCCCCUUUGUGAAUGGUUCGGAUACUUCCAUUAAUCUGGACUUACUGGCGUACUCUUUCCUAGAGGAAUACGACCUAAACGAAAGGUUUGCCAGGGAAGAUAAAUUCGAACCAGAACUAUCAGAAGAACAAAAGGAGGAAAGGCGGCAGAUCGCCCGGACUAUGCUGAGCGCUUGGUGUGGGGGGCUAGUUGAAUUCGAUCGCUGGGGGGAUAUUGGUUACGCUCAUCGGUCUGUGGCAGACUUCCUCGGAGCUGAUGACAUCCAACAGCAAAUGGCCACCUCUUUGAAUGGUACCCACCCUGUCAGUAUUCUUUCAGAGCUUAUGCUGGCAAGAUGGAAAAUUCAAGGCAGUGACGGUGAUUGGCGACCGGGGGGGUCCCCAUAUGAUCUUAUGGUGUUACGUGAAGAGCAUCAUCUCGAUCACGAACCAUUCGAAUUUCUACGCAGUAUGGAUACCAUCUUUGAGCCGGAGCUUAAACGUGUUGAUGACUCGACCCUCGAUAGCCGCAUUGGAGUCUGGACACGCGGAUAUACUUAUAACAUCGCAUCGAGACAGGUCAAGGGUGUACUGGGCGUGCCGAGUGUUCUUGGAUCCAAAGGCGACGUUCACCUGUCCUUCGCACCCCUCUUUUUCCCAUACCAUGAGACAAAUGACUACGUCUUAUGGAGCAUUGAGAACGACCCUAGAACGACAAAUACUCCAUCAAAGGCUGUGCUACUGUUCUAUGCUUCUAUCCUCACGCCCACUUAUCCAGUUUUAGAAAUUCUCCUGAACCUCAACAUCAUCAGACCUGAAAUGCGAACUCAUCUGAUGCCGUUUAUUCCCCCACUCCUGUUGAAAGAAACAUGCAUUUCUAGCGCAGUCGGUGAGAGCCAUUCGAUUUGGCAAUACUUCCUCGUUAAAGAGUUUUAUACCUGGCUAGACGAUGAGAGAUACGAUUUAAAUCAUCGUUAUGUUGGUAUAGUGGAGCGCUUCCUUCGAAUCGGUGCUGACCACCGCUUUCGAUUUUCAAUCCUGGUCGUUCAGUGGCCAACUGCGGCAGGUAUAAACCCCGAAACGGAAGAUACCUUUACUUUUGGCGACCCCAGUGAGCCAGAGACCCUGUCUUUCAGGCGUAAAUGGCAAUUCAGCGUCAAUGAUAGGUUGGAAACUCAGAAGACUCCUGUUAACCCUGCUGGUUUUGACAGCACUUUUUCCAAGUUACGAACCUGGCUAUGCGAGGCGAAUGGGCCUCGUCGCGAGAUAUCGUUCACAGGGUGGAUCAGAGCGAUGAGUGAUUUCCCAGGCAGAGAUGAUGUGCUUCAACUCCUGGAGGAGAGGGAUCACAACUUGCAGCGUGUUCAAAACAAUCAAGUCAUCACGGUACAAAGUCCGUUGGAGGACCAGAGCGUCGACACAAUUAAAACGGCAGGCAAAACAGAACGUGGUACACUUUGUGGAGAGCCAACAGUGCUCUCAGAGAAAAGGAUAACCUUUAAUUGGGUAUACUUGACCGGUAUUAUCCUAGGUAAGUUAUUUAGAAAUAGAAACCAGUUUGCUUCUACGUCAAAGAGCUAA
Messenger RNA from Fusarium fujikuroi IMI 58289, 3273 nucleotides. Its product is annotated as related to small s protein. NCBI's taxonomy places the organism in Eukaryota, Fungi, Ascomycota, Sordariomycetes, Hypocreales, Nectriaceae. Bases 1 to 3273 code for a protein of 1090 amino acids. The record is from RefSeq and is a predicted model, not a curated record. The transcript has 3 exons.